AUGGAGCCAUGGACAAAGUUGGAUCUCUCUAAGGAUUUCACGCGACUGACUCUUGACACUGUAGCCCUGACAUGUCUUGAUCACCGAUUCAACAGUUUCUAUCAUUCGACAAGUCUCCCGACUUUUGUUCAACAAAUCGACUUUGUCCUUGCAGAAGCAGCAACAACAGCGACUCUCCCUGACUGGAGCAUCCCACUGCGAUUCUCCCAACGAAAGCAGUGGGCCAAGUCUGUGGCGUAUAUCAACAAGGCAUGCCAGGACAUGAUCGACGCCCGUCGUGAAGCUGGCGAGCAGAGUUCACGCAAAGAUGUCUUGAGUGCCAUGGUCUUUGAGAAGGAUCCGAAGACAGGCGAAAGCUUGACAGACGAGCAAAUCAUUCAUAACAUGCUGACUUUCCUAUCUGCUGGCCACGAAACGACAAGCGCCACUCUAGCACUGGUGUGCUACUUCUUGUGCGAACACCCCGAGGCCCUGAAGAAGGCCAGGGCGGAAGUGGAUUCUGUGGUGGGAACAGACACCCUCGGCAUCCAGCAUAUCCAGAAGUUGCCGUAUCUGGAGGCUACGCUACGAGAGACCUUACGUCUGGUUCCAACAGCCCCUGCCUUCUUUGUCACCCCCAAGCGGGAUGAGAUUAUUGGCGGUAAGUAUUUCGUCAAACAGGGCGAGAGCCUCUGUGUUGCUCUUGAGGUUCUGCAACGCGAUCCGGAGACAUACGGGGACGACGCCGCCGAAUUCAGGCCCGAACGUAUGUUACAGCCUGGGGCAUCCGAUAACAUAGACGCUUUUGCCUGGAAACCAUUCGGCAAUGGCUUGAGAGGAUGCAUUGGUAGAACGUUUGUUUGGCAAGAAUCUUUGAUCAUCCUUGCUCUCAUUCUUCAAAACUUUGAUAUUCGAAAGGACGACCCACGAUACAUGCUGAAGCUCAGAUCGGACCUAUCAGUGAAGCUCGACGGCUUCUUUCUUCAAGCUCGUUUGAGAUCAGGACUCACCCCAAAUAGCCUCCGGAAGAGGCUGAUUGGCGGUGGUGCUAAGCAACGUUCCAGUAACACUACAACCAAAGAGCGAGCAUUGAGUCUAAAGAGUAAGAACUUGAGCGGUCAGCCCGUCUCAAUACUACACGGGUCCAACACAGGCACUUGCGAAUCUUUGGCGUCGUUUCUCGCAGCUGGGGCAGAGCGCAGAGGGUUUGCUCCCCACAUCGUCAGUACGAUGAACUCAAGAGCCGGCAAUCUACCAGAGGAGGGAUGUGUAGUGAUGAUUGUAGCUUCGUACAAUGGUCUACCAUCCGACAACACAGCCGAAAUGGUUGCAUGGUUACGGGUGAAGGCAGCCAGCCCUGGCAGCUUGAGCCAUGUCCAGUACGCAGUGUUUGGUUGCGGCCAUAGAGAUUGGCACGACACCUACCAAAGAAUACCACGCCUUGUUGAGGAGCUCCUGGAAAGGUCCGGCGCUGUGAAAGUAGCCCCCAUGGGGAUGGCAGACGCAGCAACCGGCGACAUGUACUCGGACCUUGAACAAUGGAGUCUGAAGCACCUGUUUCCUGCUCUUUACGCCACACAUGGCAUAGCUGCUCCCGAUGGCACGCUCAACCAGACUCUACUGCCGACUGCUGGACCAAUCUCUGUCGUUCAAAGUCUACCAUUGAGAGUCACGAGCCUCGCGAAUAGGGGGUUUCAGCCAGUGAAAGUCACUGAGUCUUACCAGCUAUCGGCAGACCUGAACGUAAUUCCAGCUAAGCGACAUAUUGAACUCAGGAUGCCGCCGGGUUUCAGUUACGGCCCUGGCGAUCACUUGCACAUCCUACCACAAAACGACCCGGCGGUGGUUCAAAAGGUGCUGUGGUAUUUCGAUUUAGCAGAUGACUCACGUAUUGCAAUGCAGUCGGUCAAUCCUCUCGACGUGUCCGACGACAUGGAGUUGACCGCAGCUGAGCUAUUCGGACACUGGGUUGAGUUGAAACGGCCCAUCACGAAGCAUGCCGCCCAAGCGAUCAUCGAGUCUCUCCCCCAAAGCGACACAAGCCGAAAGAAAGACUUGAAUCUGCACAUGAUUGAUGGAGAUGGACCAAAGACAGUUGUAGAGAUACUGGAGGUUCCUGGCCUCCAGCUGUCUUUAUCCUCAUUUCUUAGCAUCUUGACGCCCAUUCGACCGAGGACAUAUUCUCUUUCUUCAGCUCCCUCCUCGAAGCCCCAUCAUGGCACAUUAACGAUAUCCGUCGUGCCUAACGGCAUGGCUUCGGAGUACUUGAUCAGCACGACGGUCGGACAGAUUCUCUUUGCCCGGGUUCAAGCCAACCCCAGGUUUUUGCAUCAGAUCAGUAAACGGCCGCAAUCUUUGCUGAUCAUGGUUUGUGUUGGCUCUGGCAUCGCGCCGUUCAGAGGCUUAAUACAAGAGGCACUCCUCCGCAAUACGUCGAGCGCUGCCGAGAAACCAAAGUGGACUCUCUUCUAUGGGUGCAGGGGCAGCCAACUGGACGAGUUGUAUGCUGAUGAACUUCGAGCCGCUGAGGAAGCGGGAGUCGUUGCGGUUCACCGAGCGUACAGCCGAGAGUCGGGCGACAUGAAUAUUCCAAGAUAUGUUACCGGGGCGCUGAAAGAACACAUUUCGGAGGUGAUGGAUUGUUGGAACGCUGGAGGUCUCAUUCGCGUAUGUGCUGGGAAGAGUAUUGCUGAUGAUAUAUGGGACUUGCUCGGACCGGCUCUACUGGAGACCACGGCGAAUGGGAACCAAAGAGGACAACUGUUAGACCGGCGACAGAAGCUGGCAGAGGAGGAGAAGUAUGUCGAGGAAGUAUUCAACUAG
Colletotrichum destructivum is the source of this 2802-nucleotide messenger RNA. Its product is annotated as Putative Flavoprotein-like superfamily. The coding region runs from base 1 to 2802 and encodes 933 amino acids. The record is from RefSeq and is a predicted model, not a curated record. Gene Ontology annotation, molecular function: flavin adenine dinucleotide binding; oxidoreductase activity, acting on paired donors, with incorporation or reduction of molecular oxygen; FMN binding. Lineage: Eukaryota; Fungi; Ascomycota; Sordariomycetes; Glomerellales; Glomerellaceae. The transcript has 3 exons. Gene Ontology annotation, cellular component: cytosol.